Molecule: messenger RNA, 1047 nt
Organism: Haemonchus placei
Lineage: Eukaryota; Metazoa; Nematoda; Chromadorea; Rhabditida; Trichostrongylidae
Source: the annotation of a GenBank genome assembly
AUGGCCAUAUCUGACCUGAUCCAAGCAAUACAAGAUGUGGCAUGGCCUGAAUUUCUUCAACCGCAUGUGGAAGUGCUUCUACUAUGGAUAACGUGGGCAGUCGAUUACAUUGAUUUGGAUUACUUGGAGUACCUUCUAUGGCUCUUUCUGCCGAUCAUCAUCGUCUUCGUUGUACCAGCGUUUCUGGUGAUAUUUAUUUACGGUUGCGUAAUUUUUCUGCACGUUUAUGGAUUUCGCCACCAAAUUCGGGAAGCUUACAAUACUAGCUAUUGGAAUGGAGCACGUAUAGCCAUAACUUCGUUCUGGGAUGCGGUUGGACACGUUUGGCAUGGUUAUGAACUAGAUGGUAUCGAAAACGUGCCGGACGACGGGUCUGCCCUCUUCAUUUAUUACCACGGGUGUCUUCCAUUGGAUGUUUAUUACCUCAUCGCUAAACUAGUACUUCAUAAGAAACGUUCGCUUCACUGUGUCGGAGACAAGUUCAUCUUCAAAAUCCCAGGCUGGAGUGCCAUCUGUAAAGUGUUCUCGAUCACUGCCGGAACUGUUGACGAAUGUACCAAUCAGCUGCGAGAGGGCAAUCUUCUAUGUAUUGCCCCUGGAGGUGUUCGUGAAGCACUCUUCUCCGAUCCUAACGUGUACGAUAUUUUAUGGGGGAAGCGACUGGGAUUUGCAAGAGUAGUGAUAAAUUCAAGGACGUGUGUGAUCCCGAUGUUUACCGAAAAUUGUCGGGAAUCAUUCCGUACUCCAGUCUGGGGACGCAGCUUCUUCCGAUGGAUAUACGAGAAAACGAAAAUGCCGCUGUGCCCGAUCUAUGGUGGUUUCCCUGUUAAGAUGGUGACGCACUUAGGCAAACCUAUGAGAUUCGACUACGACAAUGUCACCCCAGAAGAGGUUCGCCGGCAAAUCAAACGAGAAGUACGUGCAUUGAUACGAAAGCAUCAACGUCUCCCCGGUAGCAUUCUCCGAGGCAUCGCUCAGCGAUUCCGAUCUACGAAAUCUCCGCAAAGGGACGUACUUCCAGAGCAGAUUGUGAGUUACGACUGUUGA